UGCUUGUAGAUCUACCCCUUUUUACGAAUUACUUAUGAAUAAAUGUCCAUCCUGCGUAUUUGCAACGCAGCCGCGCGCGCACCAAACUGACGUCAUCGGACCAAUCGGACUUCCUCCCGUCUCGCGCUUCCUGCUUCGCGGCUAAAGUUCUUCUCAUGGGACGAUCUGCCUCUCGCUGACGGAGAGAAACCGAGUCCCGGCUCCAACUUCAUGGAUCAAACUUUAACGCGAUCCACGGACACAUUUCGGACUCUAUGAUUCGACCAGAAACAACGAUAUUUAUUCGUCCUGGAGCUGCCAAAUCCUGAAACAUGGAGGACCCAAACAAACUUCAGCGUAAAAUGUCCACAGCAGGAGUCAGCCUGUAUAAAACCCUGGGACUGGAGAAGGGAGCAUCUCCAGAAGACAUAAAGAAGGCCUACAGGAAACUGGCGUUGAGGCAUCACCCCGAUAAGAACCCAGACAACCCGGAAGCUGCCGACAAAUUCAAGGUGAUCAACGCCGCCAACUCCAUCCUCAGCGACGAGAACAAGCGGAGGAUCUACGACGAGUACGGCUCCAUGGGGCUCUACGUGGCCGAGCAGUUCGGGGACGACAGCGUCAAAUACUACUUCCUCAUGUCCAAGUGCUGGUUCAAGACCCUCCUGGUGUGCUGCAGUAUUUUCACCUGCUGCUGCUGUUUCUGCUGCUGCUGUUUCUGCUGCGGGAAGUGCAAAACCCCCGAGGAAGAGGACAACUUUGAAUACGUGGACCCCGAGGACCUCGAGGCGGAGAUCAGAGAACACGAUAAAGGUGAGAAUGCACCGAUCGUGAUUCAGCCUCACGCCACCAACGGCGCCUCGUGAACCGAGUCCCGAUGAAAACCGCGUGGUCGUCGGCAUCCGAUCCUUUUGCCAGAUGAUGAGUAUGAGUUAUGGGUUUGAAUGUGGUUGUCUUUUUCUUUUUGUCUUGAAUAAAUCAAGCAGCAAUGUGAUUGUGCCAUAUUUAAUAUUUCUAAAGUGUGUCACAUGGUUCGCUUCGUCUUUAAUCCAAUCUCAUAUUUAUUGUACUUUUUACUUUUUUUGAAUAAUUGAGCCGCAUGUGGACUGCAAUGACAUCGCCGUGCAGAUCAAAGCUCUGGAAUAAUUUGUUGUUUUUAAUGUGCACUUUAAUAUCUUACGUUGGUGUUUUUUAAAUCCGAAAGCUGCCACGACGGUCUGAGAAUAUUUUCGCACAAGAUGACUUGAGUCAAAUGUUUAAAUAUAUAUAUUUUAAAAUAACAUAAUAUGCUGGUUCCCAAUUGUUAAGAGGCCAACCACUCUGUUCAGUCACACUGUACAUAGAUACAUAUAUUGUAGAGGCAACGGGCUUAUUGAAAUGAUGUACAGUUUAUUAAGACUAACCCAAACUGUUUGUCUGAUAGCCUGUAAAUAUCCCAAAGAGCAUUAAUGUUUCCAUUACCGGAGCAUUAAUGUUUGUAUAAUACGGGAGCAUUAAUGUUUGUAUAAUACGGGAGCAUUAAUGUUUGUAUAUUACGGGAGCAUUAAUGUUUGUAUAAUACAGGAGCAUUAAUGUUUGUAUAAUCCGGUAGCAUUAAUGUUUGUAUAUUAUAGGAGCAUUAAUGUUUGUAUAUUACGGGAGCAUUAAUGUUUGUAUAAUCCGGUAGCAUUAAUGUUUGCAUUUUGGGAACAAUUCAGCAUUUUGGGAGAAACGCUCGUUCACUUUCGUUGUGAAAGUUAGUUUUCGGCUUGCCACUUCUUGACACUGGACUGGAGACGGUUGUAUGAGGGCAGAGCUCCCUGUGCGACGCCGUAAAAUAUCUAUGAAUUGACAAUAUAGCACCAUAUUCCCAAAGUGGGGUUUAAAAACAUGACGACGAUAGGCGGUUUUAUUUCGUGAUUAUGACUCGGUUUGACUUUUACUGCUUUAUUACAUCUAGAAUAACCCAGAGACGUGACAUGAACGUGACAUUCAGGUGAGUAGCCUAGCUUAGCAUAAAUAGCUAGUUGUUGGAGGCGCUCUGAGGCGGAUACGUUUUUAUUUGUUUUUAGUUCCACAAAACCACAGACAGAUUUCACGGAUAACACGUGUGUCUGUUGUUCAGAGGCUUUCGAGUCAAGCUAGCCGUUCCUCCCUGUUCUCAGUCUUUAUGCUAAGCUACGCUAAUUGUCGCCCGGCUUCCAGCGCACAGACAUGUGACCUAUCGAUCUUCUCGGCUAAAGCUCGUGAAGUAAACCAAUAAGAGCGUCUCCCAAAGUAUUGAAGUGGUUCUUGAAGAGAUGAUAGUAGUGCUGCACAUACGGUGACCUCACGAAGCGCGUACGGUACGGAGAAGGCUGAUAUGUUCCGAUGAGCGCGGUCCUACCUUUGAAGAUAGAACCGAUGUCCUGCUGAUUCGAUUCAUUGCUAAAUAUUCCAUGUGGAUGAAUUUUAUUCGGCUGAUCUCGUGUGUGCGAGAUGAUUUAUUGGCCGCAUGUGCCGUGAAAUGAUCCCCGAUGCAGGAAUCCUGUUUAAAAACAAAAAAUAUGUAAAUUCAGAGGUGUAUUUUUGUAUGUUGCCAUUCUAGGUUUUAUUAAGAGAACGCCUUAAAUGAUCUUUUUUCAUGUUUGUAUAUUAUUUUGUAUUUCUGAUCGGUGUAGGAAUGUACAGUUUGUGCAUUUGGUACAAAUCAAAAUUGUAUAUGUGCAUUGUUUCUAGAAUUUAAACUGUUUUUUUUCUUCUCAUGUGACUGUGUUUCUAUACAUUCAACCAAAUCCAGAAAUGUAUCUGAAGUCAGUUUUUUUUAUACUUGAGAAAACACAAAAGUGCCUAAAUGUGUGAUUUAAUAUUAUUUGCUUCUUCAGGUUUGAAUUAUUUUGAUCAAACAAAAAAAGGAAAAAAAGAAAGAUUACAUAUUUUAGUUUUAUCAUCUCAACAUUCCCAUGUCUUUUUGUUUUUCACCAAUCUUUCAACGUUUCCAUGUAAAAAAAAAAAAAAAAAAGUUAUUUUUGGUAGAAGUAUUGUUUUUUCUGAUCAAAUAAACUUUGCUGAUACUGUAAAUGUC
Messenger RNA from Pseudoliparis swirei, 3022 nucleotides. RefSeq names its product DnaJ (Hsp40) homolog, subfamily C, member 5 gamma b (gene dnajc5gb). The transcript is spliced from 5 exons. NCBI's taxonomy places the organism in Eukaryota, Metazoa, Chordata, Actinopteri, Perciformes, Liparidae. The record is from RefSeq and is a predicted model, not a curated record. The coding region runs from base 312 to 845 and encodes 177 amino acids.